Molecule: messenger RNA, 465 nt
Organism: Suillus discolor
Lineage: Eukaryota; Fungi; Basidiomycota; Agaricomycetes; Boletales; Suillaceae
Product: putative cytochrome P450
Exons: 2
Coding region: 1-465 (154 amino acids)
Molecular function (GO): oxidoreductase activity, acting on paired donors, with incorporation or reduction of molecular oxygen; heme binding; monooxygenase activity
Source: RefSeq, a predicted model, not a curated record
AUGUGUUUCGUUCUGGCUCAUGGCUUAUCUUCUGACGGAGGACUAGGAAUCGACCCACCAUUUGCUGGUGUCUACCGUGUCGCGAAGCAAGACGAAUCUAUCGAGUCGCUGAACGUCAGGAAAGGUGAACGCCUCUUCCUCCACAUCGCCAGUGCAAACAUGAACGAAGACGCGUUCCCUAGCCCCCACGUCCUAAAUGCGGCCCGCACACCACGUGAACGCUACCUCCAAAACGACGGGUGCUUCAAAGUCUUAGGUGACGAACUAGCAUCCACGAUACUGGCUGAAGUCCUCCGUGCGGUCGCAUCGCUCGAGAACGUGCGCCGAGGGCCUGGGCAGUCUGGCAAACUUACGCGGUUCUCGGAUUCGGCCAUUCCGGUACUGCAUUAUGCGUAUUUGAAUGAGAAGAUGCUGCAGAGCCCGUGGCCGACUUCUAUGAUUGUGAAUUAUGAUGGUGCCAAGUGA